This is a messenger RNA of Rotaria sp. Silwood2, 1227 nucleotides long. The record is from the annotation of a GenBank genome assembly. Lineage: Eukaryota; Metazoa; Rotifera; Eurotatoria; Philodinida; Philodinidae.
AUGUAUUAUGACGAUUCAUAUGGUGUUUAUAACGGUCUUCUAAUAAAUAAUCCAUUGUUUACUACUGCGACUGCAACUAAUUUGCCUUAUGUAGGAAAUGGUCAAGCACUUACCUUUAAUUCAGGAUCAAGUCAAUCAUUUGCAGUUUCGAGUCCAUUUUUCAACUUAAGUUAUACAAGUUUUACCAUUGAAGCCUGGAUUUAUUCUACGUCGCUUACCGGCAAUCGUGGAAUAUUUGGUCAAUGUCAAUGCUCAAUCUGUGCUUAUCAAUGUUUGUAUUUUAUUAUUCGAAAUUAUCGCUUGUACAUUGAUUUCACAUCAACUUAUUUAUCUAGUUCGACGAGUUUAUCAGCUUCUAAUUGGUAUCAUAUUGCAUUUGUUUACAAUUAUGCAACACGACAGCAAAUAUUAUAUGUUAAUGGAAUUCAAGAUGCUAUUAAAUCAAAUGCACAGGCUUAUCAAGGACAAAAUGGAAGUAUCCACAUUGGUUCAACUCAAGUUUAUUCGACAAUGAACUUUUUUCAAGGUUAUAUUGAUAAUGUCGCAUUAACAACAAGAGCAAAAUCUGCAGUUGAAAUUUUACGUGAUGCAUCCUUAAUGGCUUACUAUUCGUUUGAUUUACCAAAUCAAAAUACUGAUAAUGGUCCAAAUGGAUUAGAUGGAACAUUAAAUAAUAUAGUCACAGCUACUGGAUAUGUCAAUGAAGCAGUGCGUUUUCUUGGAUCAUCAUCAUCCUAUUUUCGAGCUUAUGGUUUUUAUCAGCUUCCUUAUGGCGUUACUAAUGGCAAACCAUUUUCAAUUGCCAUGUGGAUAAAUCCAUCAUCAGUCAAUAAUAUCGCAAUUAUUCAAAUGUUUUGGUCACGUGGUAGUUCAUCGAAUUGUGAAAUUUUGGUAGGUAUUUCGUCAUCUAAUGGAUUAACAGGACAGUUGUUUGUACAUAAUACUGCAUUAACCGGUUCAUUUGUAACACAAAAUACGUGGACACGCGUCUCAUUGACAUAUAGUUCAGGUAAUGGAUACACAUUGUAUAUUAAUGGAGUUCUUUUUGGUUCAACUGGCACGGCGUCAUACUCGUUGACCGGCCUUUUCGCAAAUCUUUGCAUAGGUUAUCCGCUUAAUUGCGGUUCAAGUUCUGUAAAUGGAUAUUAUCAGGGUUACAUUGAUGAACUGUAUAUUUACAAUCGAGAACUAUCACAAACAGACGUUACUAGUCUUGCCAAUCCGUGA